Molecule: messenger RNA, 711 nt
Organism: Glycine soja
Lineage: Eukaryota; Viridiplantae; Streptophyta; Magnoliopsida; Fabales; Fabaceae
Exons: 4
Coding region: 1-711 (236 amino acids)
Source: RefSeq, a predicted model, not a curated record
AUGGAAAACCAUAGAUUUAUAAGCAAGUCUGAUUCAACAAAAGCCAAGAGCAACAGAAAGCGUAUUAGACAACAAAAAGUCCAUCUUGAUGUUCAGCAUAGUGUCCAGGCAAGUCUCAAUCCAGCUUCAUCCCACACUGAAGAUGAUUAUAACCAACCAAAGACACCACCUCAUAGUGUUCAUGCAAUUGUCGAUCGGGCUCCACACGAUGCUGAAGAUCAUUUUAAUAUCUGCGAUUCAUCUGAGAAUGAGACUUUUGGAUCAGCAGAAGAAUCUGAGACUAUUUCUUCAGUUCGAUAUCCAAACUGUGAAUCCUCGCAUCAUGAUUCUUCAAUGGACACAGGAGGCUUUAGGAUGGCAAGGGAUAGAUUAACAGACACUCAAGUGCAUAAUGUCAGACUCAAAUUGAUUGCUGGUCGAGAAAAAGAUGGUCAUACAUAUAAUAUACCAAGUGUCCCAGAAGUUGCUGCACUUAUUGCAGGUGAUAUUAAUGCAAAUUCGAACAGAGAUAUUAUUGUUGAAACUCAAAAUGGGCAAUUGCAGAGGAUAUAUGAAUUACAUUGUAGUUAUCUAGCUCUACAAUAUCCUCUAUUGUUUCCUUAUGGAGAAGAUGGAUAUAGGACUGACAUUCUACAUCGUGAUACAUUAAGCGGGAAAAGAAGAAAAAGGAAUCGUCUUACAAUGAGAGAGUGGUUUGCUUAUAGACUAUAA